GUUAUCUUAUCGGCUUACACACCCAGUAAAUCAUUCCAACAGUUAUAACAACUGCGUAGGAAUUUUGACAGUGCCAUGGAAAUAAAAGAGGAUGAAGAACUGGAGGAGGUUUCUCCAACCACCAGAAUAUCCAAAGAACUUAUCCUUAAACGCAUGCAAGAUUUCUCCUACUACUUGACCCGUUACAUCGAAGGCGACUUCAACUUUUUCAUGGCACUCUUAGAUGACAGCAAAGUACCAGAAAAACCCAACGGCUUAGUUGUCUCUCUUGGUAGUGCUGCAGCGACAACAAUUCCACUAGUUGGUAAAGCAGUGGGCUCAGGUCUUCAGAAAGGCGUACCCUGGUUGCAUAAAAUAUCCGACCGAAAAGACUCGAAGCGUUUGGCAGACUUGGUGUACUUUCAAAAUAACAACAAGGAACAAGUUCGGAAGAUGAUAAUUGAAGCAGCGAUCGAAACGUUCUUCUGUUUUGAGUAUCAGUUUCGCAACUUGACUAGUAAAGGAGGUCCUAGACGUGCUAUGCAGAAGUUAGCUAAAGACACAGCUCACCGAAUUCUCACCUACCUCAUUAAGAACAAACAAGACACGAAUAUCACCAAAGACGACUUUUCCAAAGGUGUCAUUAAUGGUACUUCAUUACUCAACAAGUGCAAGAUAGACGACGGAAAAACCGUUCGCUAUGGGACCACAGAAUGGAAAACUUUGCAUUUAUACACAAAAGUGGGUCUUUUCGUUGAAGAGUCCAACGAAUUUUUCAAAAAUAGACGCUGCGACUGCAAAACGUAUGGCUACAGGAGGUUGUUUCCAUGGGAAAAGGUCGAAGAAGUGCGCAAAAAAAGGGUCAAAGUCGAACCGGUUGAAUUAAAUCUCAUUUUGAAGAAAGAAGAUUUGGAAGGAUUGUUUCAGAAGUUUCGGGACUACAUUAUAAAGCAAAAUGUUGAUGAGAAGGCGGAGUUUGACCGAAAUAAAAAUAAUGAAGAAGCGAUGAACGAUCGACAAAUCAAACACGAUGAAGCUUUGCGUGUCUUCUUAGAAACGAAUUCGGAUGUUAUUCGCGAAAUUGCAAGAUGUUAUCAGCAGAAUGAAUGCUUAAGGUUGCAGCAAGACGAUAUGGCGUUGAUAAUGAAGCAACAGAUGGAACUGGAAGAUCAAAGACACCAAAAUGUGGACCAGAAACUAACAGAUAUUCACUGUGAUGUUCGGGAGACGAAGGAAAAACAGACACAGAUUGAGAAGAAUACUGAAGAGAUUUUAGAAGCGGUUCAAGUGACGAAAAAUGAAGGAAAUUCUGAAUCUGAGCAUAUUAAAGAGGGAGUCACUCAGGCUGUGGAUCAAUUAUAUAUGGGUUUCGUAAAUACUGUACAUAGUAAUCCGGGGUUAAAGAAGCUUGUACUAGGUCUUGGAAAUACGUUUAACGUAAAAUUAUAAUUUAAGUUAAUUGUAAUAUAUAUAGGGUUUUUAUAAAUGAUUCUAAGGGCGUA
Molecule: messenger RNA, 1481 nt
Organism: Zophobas morio
Lineage: Eukaryota; Metazoa; Arthropoda; Insecta; Coleoptera; Tenebrionidae
Exons: 2
Coding region: 76-1428 (450 amino acids)
Source: RefSeq, a predicted model, not a curated record